This is a messenger RNA of Symbiodinium natans, 1317 nucleotides long. The record is from the annotation of a GenBank genome assembly. Lineage: Eukaryota; Dinophyceae; Suessiales; Symbiodiniaceae.
AUGGCUUUGGUAGCCUUGCCGACUCAUCCCGAAGAGUGUUGCGCCAGUUGCCCAGAAUGGUUGCCGCGGCAAUGGGGCGACACAGCAAUGCUUCAGCGGUUGCUAGAAGCUGCUAAUACUCUUCGAGAAAAUGGCGGCAUACAAGAACGAACCCGGGAGGCUUUCCGCGAGGCUUUCACUAUACACAUGCAGCAAAAUGAUGCGAUUCACCUUGCGUUCUCCGCAGCUUUACCCUUGUUCUUCGAAGCUCUGAGACCUGGGGAUGGUGGUGGCCAUGGCGCUUCGUGCGGUCGUGGACAGCUUGUCUUCAAAAGGGACCAUGCAUCUGACAACAUUGCGGCAUGCAUCGAGUUGUUGGAAAUGCUGCAAUCUCUCUCUCGAUUUGGGGAUCGUCCACCGUCCGAUUCCUUUCCCCCGGAUGCCCCGCAGGAUGCUCCGCAGGAUGGUGCAAAAUGCCCAAAGUGGCAGUACGUUCGAGAGCUUUGCUCCCAGGCAGCACUGUCACUUGACAUAGUGCGCCUGGUGUACUUGGCCAAGCAUGCCAGGCGUUCCAGGCUCCAUCCAAACAAGUCUCAGCCGUCCCUGGGCGAUGUGCAAGAAGCAUUGGUCCAUACACCUGAUGCUGCGGACAGACGAGUUGCUUCGACUCAAUUGGUCCAGGAUGCUGAUGGCUCCCGUCCAGAGCCCACAGAGUUGCAAAACUCGCAAGGCAUCAUACCAUCAGGCCCAGCAGGCUCCGGCGACGGAAUCUUGAUUCCCAGCGACGAAGAAUACAGUCGCACCAGGCAGAAUUCUUUAGUGCGGGCCGGCCGUUUCCUGAAGGCAUUGCAGGGACCGAUGGACCAGCUAAAGGGAGAGCGCGAGAGCUCACAGUCGGACCUUGUCAUGAAGAAUCUUCUCUUCCCAGCCUUUACAAAGUUUGUGGAGCAGCAAUUGUUGCCGCUUUAUGUUCGCGACCUUACCAUUGCCACUUUGAGCGAGGUGACGACAUACUACUGUGGAUUCGCUGUGGACUUCGAGGAUGAGCGUGUAGCACGGCAAAUUCUGGGCAUCGGAGAGCGUUCUGGCCUGAAGAGAAGACACAGUACGACAUCCUUGUCUUCAAUGCCGGUCCUCCAGAAGGAGCCAGAGCCGAAGCUUCAAGACAUGAUUGAGGCAGCCGGUGCGGCAAGCAAGAAGAAGAUGCGAAGCGAAAUGCAGACCUCGGUGAUUGAGAAGCGGCGCUAUGGCCAACCGGCGCAACAGGAUUACUUCGUACCAAGGGCCGUCGCUACACCUGCCAAUGCCUUUCGGGCGCUCCGUCGUCAAGAUGCCUGA